CCUCUCCUGUCAUCACACUCUCAUAUCCAUCACACAGACAUCAAGCACUGAGAGAGUUUUAAAGACAGAACCCGAAAAGGCCGACAAAAAUGCCUUCUCUCGAGAACUCUGUCACUGUGAUCUCAACAAGCAGAGUCUUCCCUGACAAAAAGUCAACCCUCGCUGACCUCAAACUCUCCGUGUCCGAUCUCCCCAUGCUCUCCUGCCAUUACAUCCAAAAAGGUUGUCUCUUCACUCGUCCUCACCUUCCUCCACACGAGCUUCUCUCUCACCUCACACACUCUCUCUCGAUGACCCUCUCUCACUUCCCUCCUUUCGCCGGCCGUCUCUCCACCUCCGAAGACGGCCACGUCUUUCUCUCCUGCAAUGACGCCGGCGCGGACAUAGUUUUCGCCGAGGCAAAAUCCGUCCGCGUCAGCGACGUUAUCAUCGCCGGAACCGAUGUUCCCGACGUCGUGAAGGAGUUUUUCUCGUACGACAGGGCGGUGAGCUACGAGGGACAUAACAGACCGAUCCUAGCCGUUCAAGUGACGGAACUAAACGACGGCGUUUUCAUCGGAUGCUCCGUUAACCACGCCGUGGUCGACGGAACGUCGCUGUGGAAUUUCGUCAACACUUUCGCGGAGGUGUCUAGAGGAGUCGAGAACGUGACACGUCGUCCUGAUUUUACGCGGGAGUCCGUGCUAAUCUCACCGGCCGUGCUGAAAGUGCCUCGAGGUGGGCCCAAGGUGACGUUCGACGAGAACGCGCCGUUACGGGAACGGAUUUUCAGUUUCACCAGGGAGCAGAUUCUCGAGCUGAAAGCUACGGUGAACAAGAAGAGAAACGGCGAGAUAAACGGAGUCGAGGUGCUGGGGAAGCAAAGCAACGAUAAACUUAACGGUAAACUAACGGAAAUGUUGGAGAGUUUGUUAGAGAGCAACGACGCCGUUUCGAAAACAGAGAACAACAUGGAGAUCUCGUCGUUUCAGUCUCUCUGCGCAUUGCUCUGGCGCGCGAUCACUCGGGCGAGGAACCUCCCGAGCACCAAAACGACGACGUUUCGCAUGGCCGUCAACGUCCGCCACCGUCUGAGCCCGAAGCUUGAUCCGGAGUACUUCGGAAACGCGAUCCAGAGCGUUCCGACGUUCGCGGCGGCGGGAGAGGUCCUGUCUCGGGAUAUACGGUGGACCGCCGAUCGGCUCAACCAGAGCGUGGCGGCGCACCGGGACGAGAGGAUCCGAGGCGUCGUGGCGGACUGGGAGGCGAAUCCGAGGUGUUUUCCUCUCGGGAACUCCGACGGAGCGUCGGUGACGAUGGGGAGCUCGCCGAGGUUUCCGAUGUACGAGAACGAUUUCGGGUGGGGGAGGCCGGUGGCGGUUAGGAGCGGACGGGCGAAUAAGUUUGACGGGAAGAUCUCGGCGUUUCCGGGGAGAGAUGGAAACGGGAGCGUUGAUUUGGAGGUGGUCUUGGCGCCGGAGACGAUGGCUGGGAUAGAAUGUGACGGCGAGUUUAUGCGGUAUGUGUCGAAAGUUUGAUGGAAUAACGUAACGGUUUGCGUUCCCUCUCUUUUUUCUUUAUUCUCAAUAACUUAAUAAUGUAAAAAAUGUAAUUUGACUGAAUAAAUAAUGUUACAUUUCA
Molecule: messenger RNA, 1620 nt
Organism: Raphanus sativus (radish)
Lineage: Eukaryota; Viridiplantae; Streptophyta; Magnoliopsida; Brassicales; Brassicaceae
Exons: 1
Coding region: 90-1517 (475 amino acids)
Source: RefSeq, a predicted model, not a curated record